This is a messenger RNA of Mytilinidion resinicola, 1837 nucleotides long. RefSeq lists its product as uncharacterized. Lineage: Eukaryota; Fungi; Ascomycota; Dothideomycetes; Mytilinidiales; Mytilinidiaceae. The transcript has 4 exons. The annotation marks the transcript as partial. The record is from RefSeq and is a predicted model, not a curated record.
AGAAAACUUCGAUAUGGAUCUGAAUCAAAAGGAACAGUACCGCGCCUUGAUGAAGAAAUAUAGAAUUCAUUUUGAUGGGCCAGUCACCCGAAAUGCAUGGCCUGCUAGUCAUACAAAGACCUUCAGCGAUAUUCAAAAGCUCGGCCGCAUCGAUUUUUCACUCUAUCAGGAGAGCAUCAGCGUCGAUUCAGAUUUCCAUCCCUGGAGAGAGCAAACUAGAAGACGGGCGGAACGAAUUGCGGAGCUGGCAAUGCUGUGCUACAGAGGCAGGAGGAACGAGGCAGGAUGGAGACUCUUACUCGAGUCUGAAAUCCUUGUACGAUUUACUAUUGAAGUCACAUGCCGUUCCUGUCGGGCCCGACUCUGGAGAUCGGAGUUGGAGGCUUCUCUAAGCGCGCCAAACCAGUUUGCAGAAUCCUUAGAGGAACGACGCAAAAGAAGGUUGCCAUGCUCUUGCAACCCUACCCGAUGGAAAGAAGAACCUCAUGAGCAGGGUGUAUCGCUACUAUUCGAUGAUCGAGCAGAAGAGGAGAUCCUUCACUCUCCGACAGUGAUGGCCGAUCUACCUAAAAAAAGAGAAAAGCCUGAUCGAGUGUAUGGUCUCCGAAUCACCAAGAGACUUGAGCGCCUGUUGCUAUGGUCUGAAGAUAAACGGGCAUCUUCUGGCGGUAAAACAAUCGGAGAAAGCAUUAGGUCCACCCCAUUUCGCGCCGACGGAGAGCCUGUCCUCUUCCCCUUUCUUGUAAUUGAGGCUAAGUCCGAGAAAGGCCGAGAAGGGUUCAGCGAUAUUGAGGUUCAAACUGCCUUUGCUAUCCGAACUUUGCUCGAGCUUCAGCAGGACUUGGCCGAUGCUGUCGGUGAGGACAGUAGCUCCGAAACCAGUCCGUUGGUUUGGUUCUUAUCCUACAGGGGGGAACAAUGGCGAGUCUCCGCAGCAUUUAUCAAGUAUGAUGCUGGUGUCAAGACCUACCGGAUUGUAGAUCUAUGGGAUGGCCGGCUCGUACCAAAGGAGGGAGCUCUUCGCCUACUGCUAAUUAUCGACUACAUCUUCGAUUGGGCACGCGAUAUAUAUCGCGAGACCAUUAUUUCCGAGCUUCGAUCCCUCUCGGCGAGUGACACUCAUAGUCUGUCAAAUGACAGUGACGUAAUAUCCAUGCUAGAUCGCCUAAACUUUUCGAGCAUGGAAAUAGGUCUUGACGACAAUACCCAAGAACCAGCAAAUGAAAUCCCGCCGGUCGUGGGAAGUGUUUAUCACCGGUUAGACAGCGCUUACGGUGCCGUUCGCGAUGCAAGAAGCAUACGAUCCCGUUUCAUGUCGCUCUACAUCACCGAAGACAAUCUAUCAGCAUUCAUGACGUCGAUGAGAACAACUGAACAAGCCAAAAGUGCUGCGCGAGCUAUCUUACGAUUUCUAAGGGACUGUUGGCGCGUCAGCGCAGAAGCGCUCGAUAACAUCGAACAAAUGUGGACAGGAAAAGAUAGGGAGAACGAGAACUUGUACAGGCCGACAAAAUGCUUUUUGGUUAUGGUCACGUUAUCGGCUUACCUCUCGCCGUCCUGGGAGCAGACAAGGGAGCUGAGCUAUCUAGCAGUCUCAGUGGACGCCAUUGAAGCUCUUGUACGGCACGCAGACCAGAAAAUUGUCGGCGAUUGGAAGGUUUCUCAGCUUCCCUACAUCGACAAAGACGUCUUCGUGGGUUGGUUUAGAGCGUUUCGGAGCAUAACUAUUGAGGACAAUCUGUUCGCGACUAUCUCACGGGCAUGUCUCUCAAGUAGGCUAUUUUCCCAGGAAUCAAACAGGAAAAAGACUAAAGAGUCAUCGAUGGUCUGGUUAACG